Molecule: messenger RNA, 253 nt
Organism: Symbiodinium sp. CCMP2456
Lineage: Eukaryota; Dinophyceae; Suessiales; Symbiodiniaceae
Source: the annotation of a GenBank genome assembly
GAUUACCAGGAUUUCCGUGCAGCUGUAAAAGUACUCUUCGCGCAUGGGAGUGGCAAGCAGGUCUCCGAACUUCCUUCUGUGGACGACGUGCUGUUGCAGCUGGCCGAGAUGCUUUGGCGUGCCGACUUCCCGGAAGGCAUCGAAGAGCACCGGCGAUUCAUGGAAGGUUUCUGCUUGAGCCUGCCCAAGCUACUGAUUCCCACGUGGGAGCACCUCAUUGCGCAGAGUGCCCCUGCCGGCACGGAGGAACCAG